Messenger RNA from Drosophila gunungcola (fruit fly), 2150 nucleotides. Its product is annotated as nucleoporin Ndc1. The record is from RefSeq and is a predicted model, not a curated record. Gene Ontology annotation, molecular function: protein-macromolecule adaptor activity. Gene Ontology annotation, cellular component: nuclear pore transmembrane ring. Lineage: Eukaryota; Metazoa; Arthropoda; Insecta; Diptera; Drosophilidae. Gene Ontology annotation, biological process: nuclear pore organization.
UACACUUGCCAAUUUCCAACUAUCUCACAAAAUAGUACAACCUUAUGUAAGGGUAACCAAAAGAAAAACUUUAAAUUGGCAUUAAAACUUUUGAACUUUUGGAAAUGGGGGCGGUGAGGGGUUCAACGAGGGAGUAAGUUGGGUCAACGGCAGCCCAUUAAAUAGAUUGAUGACCAGGCCAACCGACUUGGGAACUAUGUCAAUUGAGACAGUAAACUGACGGAAAGAAGGUUACAAGUUGCACCCAAGCAGGCGUAGUACAUAAAAUCAGCUUUGUGCCAAAUCAGUUCUAUUAUUUCCAUACAAAAAUGUCGGAGCAAAAGGUUGAGACCACUGGCUUUGUGCCCCAGUACUUUAUAUUGCUGCCCCGAAAGAUCAAGAAACUAUUGCUAUAUCGCUUUUUUUUUGCUACAUUACUGUGCUCAUGGUUGGACUAUCAGAUGCUUGCGAUUUUCUUGUGCAUAAAUUUAUUUGAGGUGAGACGACCUCUGCUUUCCCUUAAAGAGAUAUUAGGAUGGACCUUGUUUUCAGUCUAUACCUCGAUAAUGAUGUUGGUUAUACGAAUGUGCAUGGUUGGUUAUGGUUUGAUGUUGUGCCACAUACAUUAUGUCAAUCCCCGAUGCUAUCCGAACAGAAUUUUGCGUAUAGUCAAUGAGCUCCCUAUACGUAUUUGCUUAUUUUUAUCGAUACUCUCAAUAAGUAUAACAAGCAGCUGGUUAUAUGCGUCUUUUGUGGAUUUGGUAUAUGGAAAUUAUUUGUUAGGCGGAUCCUGGUACUAUCUAAUGACGUUUGGCUGCUUUAGUGGAACUUCCUAUUUCCUUAGGCAUCAUGGAAGAUGUUUAAAAAGAUUCCCAUUGCCCAUGGUUAAUCUGGAUAUGAAGGAAUGCCUUCUCCAAAUGUGGUGUGACCAAUUGAAGCUAUCUGGGAAGAAAGCAUUUGUUCCAGCCUUAAUAUUUGCCCUGAUUUACUGGCCAUGUAUGGGCUAUUACGAAACUACUGAAAUAAAAGGAGUCAUUACUGGAUUUACUGUGAUCAUAAUGCAACCUACACGACUUUUCAAAGGUUGGUUGUUAUCUACAUUGAUCCUGGCUAAAUUACACAUGGUGCAGGAGGUUUUUGGCUUGAUUAUGCAGCGACAAUUAGUGUUAAUUAAUGAUUCAAGACGCCUGCACGAGUAUUUGGACAUCAAUCUAUCCAAUCUGAUAUUGGCUCGUUUCCAAUAUUUUCUCUGUAUGAUGAGAAUGAAACCUAUGACAAUGGAUAAGCAACGCUUUACCCUUUCCCUACCAAUCGCCAUAGCUCUGGAUACCACGGAAAUGUAUGGCUUUCGAUUGCUAGCAGCCCGUGAUUUUUAUGCCGCCAUGUCGGGCAGUUUAUGUAGUGAAUUACUGAAUCAGCCAUUGGAUUGUAAGAGAAAUCGGAGUUGGAGUGAGUUGCGUGAUGUUAUACUGGAAACGGUGGAUGAUUUUGUGGUCAGAAUGGAGUCCUGUUUGGAGACAGCUCCUCGCAUAAAGAUAUGUAGUUUGCUGAAACAUCGGAAACACCGUAAGCCGGGAAUUCGAUCACUGGUUAAACCAACUGCUCCUCCACCACCACGACGUCGAUGUGGAUGUCUUCCAAAAUGUCAGCCACCCGAGGAUUGUUUGUGUUUCUAUAACCUGGGAAAGCAUAUAUACGAAAGAACACUUAGCUUUUGGAAUUGUUUGUUGCUUAGAUUACCAGGCAUUCUGCAGUGGUAUCGUUAUUUUUACGACCCAGAUCCUCUGGCAAAACUCAACCAUGAAUUGCGAUGUGGAGAACCUUUGGUUUGGGCCCUUCAAGGACUCGUUUGCAUCUGCGUGAGAUCCAAAAAAGAAGACCGUUUUGGAUUCAUCCAAAGCGAUCUAAGUCGAAUUCUGGCAUGUUUAUUAAAGGUGGAGGAAAAGUUAAUCGCCGCCGGGGAAAGGCAGGUGAGGGAGCGAGUAAAACUUUGCUCCAGUCAUGAUCUUUUAAUUAUGGCCGUCAACCGAUGUUUGUACAAAAUGCUGUUCACAUUUGGGCCGCAUUUGGAUUUCAUUAUAAAUAAUAUUACGUUAAGGGAGAACUUAUGCCACAGGAUGAAGUUGCUGCCCUAAGAUUUUUAAUUUGUUUUCUAAAAUUGGAUUUUUUUG